This is a messenger RNA of Sodiomyces alkalinus F11, 1743 nucleotides long. RefSeq lists its product as hypothetical. NCBI's taxonomy places the organism in Eukaryota, Fungi, Ascomycota, Sordariomycetes, Glomerellales, Plectosphaerellaceae. The transcript has 6 exons. Bases 1 to 1743 code for a protein of 580 amino acids. The record is from RefSeq and is a predicted model, not a curated record. Gene Ontology annotation, cellular component: methionyl glutamyl tRNA synthetase complex. Gene Ontology annotation, molecular function: tRNA binding.
AUGACGUGCCGAAUCUCGAAUCUCUACUGGGCAAACGCGAAGAGGAUGCGUGAUCACUGGAUCAGACGCGGUUUGGUUACUCCUAGUGGCAACAGACAACCAAAACCUGCCUAUCGCUCCCUCAUACGAUUCAGCCUUUGCGCAUUGUCUCUUCAACAAACCGCCAAGCUGCUGCCCAUCAGGUCCAUAGUCCGCCCGAACCUCCUUCGGAGCAUCACCACCGCCACCACCACCACCGCUGCCGCCGCCGUCAUCAAGAUGCAGCCCGUCUCUGCCCAGACCUACACUCCCACCGAGGAGGUCGAGAUCCAGCAGUGGCUCACCACCGCCUCGCGCGUCGAGGAGCACGCCAAGGCCAACUCUGCCGACGACGCCCAGCUCCGUCCCAUCCUCGACACCGUCAACUCCCACCUCAGCACCCGCACCACCCUCCUCGGCAACAAGCCCAGCCGCGCCGACACCGCCCUCUAUGCUGCCGUCCGACCCCUAGUGGCCUGCUGGUCUGCGGACCAACGUACCGGCCAGAACGGCUACCCGCACAUCGUCCGCCAUCUCGACUUCGUCCAGAACACGCCCGCCGCCUUCGACCUCGCCGUCUCGGACCCGGACAAGAUCGCCGUGGACCUGGACGACGUCCGCUACGUCAAGCCCCCCGUCGACGCCAAGGCCGAGAAGGAGCGUCUCAAGAAGGAGAAGGAGAAGGCUGCUGCUGCUGUCGACGGCGAGCCAGCUGCCCUCCCCGAUCGCACCAAGGAGAAGAGGGAGAACAACAACAACAACAACAACAACAACAACAACAACAACAACAACAACAAGGCCCCUCAGGCGGGCGCGGCCGCAGCCCAAGGCAACAACAACGCCAAACCAAAGAAGGAAAAGAAAGAAAAAGCCCCCAAGCAGCCCAAGGCCCCCGCCGCCGCCGCCGCCGCCGCACCCCUCUCCCCCUCCCUCAUCGACCUGCGCGUCGGCCACAUCCUCAAGGCCGUCAAGCACCCGGAAGCCGACUCCCUCUACGUCUCGACCAUCGCCAUGGGCGACCCAGCCGGCGACGACACCACUGAGUACGAGGGCCAGGUCUGCCGCACCGUCUGCUCGGGCCUCAACGGCCUGAUCCCGCUCGAGGACAUGCAGGACCGCAAGGUCGUCGUCGUGUGCAACCUGAAGCCCGUCAAGAUGCGCGGCAUCAAGUCGUCCGCCAUGGUCCUCGCCGCGUCGCCCCGCCUCCGGGAGGGCGAGGCCGACGACCACAAGGGCCCCGUCGAGCUGGUCACCCCGCCUGCCGACGCCAAGGCCGGCGACCGCGUCUUCUUCGACGGCUGGAAGGGCGAGCCCGAGGGCGUGCUGAACCCCAAGAAGAAGGUGUGGGAGACCAUCCAGCCGGGCUUCACGACCACCGAGGACCUUUCUGUUGCUUUUGAUGCCGCCGUCGUCAAGGACCUGGGCAAGGAGGGUGUGGGGAAACUGGUGACCGAGGCGGGUGGCGUCUGCACCGUUCCCUCGCUCAAAGGUGCCGUGGUUCGACCAUAUGUGCCCGUCUCUAUCACAUCACCAUCCCACAAGAUUGUCCGCUCGGCCACCGAAGAAAUUCUUCAAACUUCUGAAUCCAUCCUCCGAAUCUCGCCCGAGGCAGAAAGGCACAGGGCAAUCCAGACAAGCCCUUCUGCCCCCGGUAGUAUGCUCCCCAGAAUCAUGAAAUCAACAUGCAACAUGCUAGUCCUUGCUCACAUCCAACUCUCACUUUGA